AUGGCAUGUUCUACCGAAGCGGACCGCGUCUUCGGACCUGCCGUUCAGGGAUGCCGUUCUGAUUUCGACUUCACGCUUCUUUUUCAGGACACCGUACUCGGCAUCUUACCGUCAUCAUUACUGAUCAUUUUAGCAGCAGCCAGACUUGUAGUUUUGGCGCGCAGGCCUGCUAUUGCAAGCCUAAACUGGCUGUACCAUUCUAAGAUCGGCGUCAAUCUUGUUUCAUUCGCACUGCAACUCACCAUUUUGAUCCAACGAUGCCGCAUUCAAGAUCUGGAAACCGCCGCAGCUAUCCCUUCGGCGGCUCUUGGACUGGCAGCGACAUGCGCUCUGUUCCUUCUCUCUACAAUCGAGCACAGGAAAUCAAUUCGCCCAUCGUCCAUCAUUUUCGCCUAUUUGUUCAUCUUUACCUUGACAGAAGCCACCCGCGCAAGGACCUAUUACCUGAACAACCAAACUGUUGCUGCUUCUAUCACAGCCUCCAACUGUUGCAUCAAACUCGUGCUUUUGAUCCUGGAAGAGCAGAAGAAGUCCAUCCGCUAUGGCUCGGAUUCCUGCACAACAGCAUCAGAGGACUUGGCAGGACCGACCAGCCAAACCCUUUUCCUUUGGUUGAACAGCCUGUUCCUCACUGGAUACAGGCGAGCUUUCACUCCAGCAGAUCUUGGAAUGAUCAGCAGCCCACUAUAUGUUAAAAACAUACGUUCUCAGUUCAAUAAGAUGACCCACGGUCACAUCGCCUCUUCCGCCAAUAGCUUUGCCCUCCAGGCAUUUACAUCCUUGGGAUUAUACGCGCUUGCGCCAGUGAUCCCACGACUGGCAGUGACAGGUUUCACUUUCUCGCAGUCGUUCCUCAUCACUGCUCUGCUAGAGUAUCUGGAAAAUGGGCGUGACAGGCCAGCUAGCCACGGAUACGGGCUUCUUGGCGCCUACGCUUUUGUUUACAUUGGCAUAGCUGUUUCGAACAGCUGGUAUUGGCGUCAUACCUAUAAAUCAGUGUCAAUUAUCCGUGGAGGCUUGGUUGUGUCCAUCUUCGAAAAGGUACUGCGACUAGGCGAAGAUAGUAGCAUCGAAGCGAAGGCAACCACACUCAUGAUUUCAGAUGUUCAACGUAUUGUUGGCGGCCUCGUCUACGUUCACGAGAUGUGGGCAGGCGUGCUGGAAACCGCCCUAGCAACGUACCUUUUACAAAGAGUCAUGGGUGUCUCUUCCGUGGCCAUGCUCGGUCUGGCUCUAGCUUGCGGCGUGACCUCAUCUUUCGUUGCCACCAAAAUGAGCCUCCAGCAGGGAAAAUGGUUGAAGGCAAUGGAGCAGCGGAUCGAUGCUACAAAACGGCUUUGCGAUUCCCUAAAAGCUGUCAAAAUGCGUGGGGCGGAAACAAGAGUUAGCCGAGUGGUAAACGAGCUGAGACGAUUAGAGAUACAAGCAGCACGCCCAUUCCGUGCCCUGGUCACCGGAUCUGUUGUCCUGUCUUACAGCACCAUAACACUCUCACCAUUGCUCGUCUUCGCAGCUUACAUUGGCGUCAAUGGCGACGAUGAAAAUCUCGACUCGGCCACGAUGUUCUCUUCUCUUGUCCUCAUCUCGCUUCUUGGUUCUCCGUUAGUCCACUUGUUCCAAGCUAUGCCGGCUCUCGGUUCUGCUCAAGGUUGCUUUAAGCGCAUUCACGCCUUUCUCGAGACCCCGGAGAAACCUCUUGUUAUCAAACACAAGCCGGAAAUAAUCACGACAUGUGAUGAAGAAACCAAGAAUGCACAUCUCCAGUUGUCGGAGAUUGAAGAGACUGCGUUAUCCAUCCGUAACGCUUCGAUCGGUUGGUCUCCAGACGAGCAGCCUUUGCUCAGAGACAUCAAUCUGCGAAUACAAAAAGGUUCAUUUGUUGCUCUUGUCGGCAAGACCGGGUCGGGCAAGUCACUAUUGCUAAAGUCCACUAUCGGAGAGGGUGGUCACGUAUCGGGCUCCAUUCAUAUCCCGCUCGACAAGGUUGCGUAUUGUAGCCAAUUGCCCUGGUUGGAGAAUGUAUCGGCGGAGCAUACGUGGACCCAAUUUGGAGCGGGAGAUACAAAAUGGCUUGCAGAUGUCAUUGACGCAUGUUGCUUGGAUGACUUGACCAGCUUACCCGACUACAGAGCAGGCCGGAUUGGUAGCGGCGGCAGUCGUCUCAGUGGAGGUCAAAAGCAACGUUUGGCGCUAGCGAGAGCGAUAGCUGCUCGCAAGGAAAUUGUUUUGUUAGACGAUGUGUUUAGCGCAUUGGAUCGUACUACGAAACAUCAUAUAGCAAGACGGCUUCUCGGAUCCGAGGGGCUGUUGCGAAGACUGGGAACAACAGUUUUAUUUACCACUCACGACUCAUCUAUAGCAAAUCUAGCCGACGAGGUGUACGAGAUCAACGUCGACGGGAUGCUCACACCAGUCCCCGUGCGGAAGCCGGUCGCCAAUGGGGAAGUGGCCAAAUAUGAAGACUCUGAUGCGAAAGACACAGCCACGGACGCAAGCAACAAUGAGGAGACGUCGACGGCACCAGAUCCGGGUACUGCCUCUGUUACGCAGAACGCCAACAAUGGAGACCAAGGCGUGGGGACUCCUGUCUCGGAUAAACAAGUUUACUUGAGAUAUGCACGUGCCAUGGGCUUCAGGAAUGCUGGGGUUUUCUUGUUGUUGAUGAUUGGCUGUGCGAUAACCCUCAAAAUGCCAGAUCUUUGGGUCCAAUGGUGGUCCACCGCAAUGAAAGAAGGCGAUACGUACGGCAACAGCUACUGGAUAGGCAUCCUCGCGUUGCUAGAGGUACUCCCACUUCUGAUGUUGUGCUUCUCCCUGCUUCAUCUAAUGUUUUGGGUAGUGCCCCAGUCAGCUUCUGCCCUGCAUGCCAGCCUUCUUCGGACAGUCCUCCUGGCACCGUUUGGAUUCAUCAGCCGCGUCGACACCGGCAGCCUCCUAAACCGUUUCAACCAGGAUCUGAUGUUUGUCGACACUCGCCUCCCUCUUGAUCUCUUCAACACCUGCUCAGAGAUGUUCGUAUCCAUUUUCCAGCUGGUCCUGGUCGUUGUGGUCUCCAAAGAAGCACUUGCCAUACUUCCGGUGGUGUUUGGCGCGUUGUAUCUCAUCCAGAAAGUUUAUCUUCGAUCGUCCAAGCAGUUGCGUCUGUUGGACCUUGGCUGGAAAGCAGACUUGCACACCAAAUUCGGCGAGACCGCGGCUGGACUUUCCGUCAUCCGCGCCAACGGCUGGCUGGGCCCCAUGCGAGGAAAAUUCGACGAGAAACUGGAUCGUUCACAGGAACCAUUUUACCUUCUCUACAUGGUCCAAAGAUGGCUUCAACUUGUACUGAACCUCGUGGUGGCUGGACUGGCUAUUGCCAUCGCUGGCGUUGCUAUCGGGCUGCGAGAACAAGUCGCUGCCGCGGCUGUAGGCGUUGCGCUCCUAAACACAACCACCCUUGGCGAGACGCUGACCAACUUUAUCGUUUCUUGGACGUCACUCGAAACAUCGCUUGGAGCCAUCGCCCGCGUCUGCGCAUUUGAGCAGGAUACCCCACGAGAACGUGAGGAACCGGCAACCACGGAUUUGCCAGACAACUGGCCUGGCGCAGGCCAGAUCAGCUUCGAGAAUGUCUGGGCCACCUACGAUGAAGAGGGAUGCGAUGGCAACUGGGGACUUAGCGGCAUUACCCUUGGUAUCCAGCCAGGCGAGCGGGUUGCCGUGUGCGGACGUACGGGCUCGGGCAAAUCUACGCUACUCCUUGCUCUGCUGGGGAUGCUCCACGUACCUGCUGGUAGCAUCCGCUUAGAUGACAUGGACACAUCCACCUUGCCGAUUUCUGUCUUGCGUCGUCGGUUCACGGUUGUUUCCCAGGACAGCUUCUUCGAGCCGACAUCGACCUUCCGUCAAGAGCUCGACCCAAGCGGCGAUAUCUCGGAUCAGGUCAUGGAGGAGAUGCUCCGGGAAUGCCGUGUAUGGGAGGUGGUUGAAAAUUCGGGUGGUUUGGGAGCUAAGCGGGCGGAUUCCAAGCUUUCAGCCGGUGAGACCCAGCUGUUGGCCAUUGCGAGACUCCUGCUGCAAUGGCAAAGCCAGCCGGCAGGGUCUGGUGGGAUUAUCCUUCUCGACGAGGCAACUAGCAACCUGGAUCGGCAAACCGAAGUCCACUUGGAAUCUGUCAUGGCCGCGAGACUACAGCACGCGACUGUUGUUUCCGUCAUGCAUCGACUGGAGGCAGUGGCUGCGUACGACAAGGUUGCCAUUUUGGAUAAAGGCGUCCUGGUGGACUUUGGGCCCGUCGCGGAUGUCAUGGCUAGAUGCGAACUUUUCGGUGCAUGAAGCCAAAUGUUGUCCAUAUCUUUUCGACGUUCUCCAGAUAGCUUCAUCGAGGGUUAAGCUUCAACAAAAUAUCCAAUUCUACUUUUGUCAAUAUUUUUAUUCAGC
This is a messenger RNA of Pyricularia grisea, 4419 nucleotides long. RefSeq lists its product as uncharacterized. Gene Ontology annotation, cellular component: membrane. The record is from RefSeq and is a predicted model, not a curated record. Gene Ontology annotation, molecular function: ATP hydrolysis activity; ABC-type transporter activity; ATP binding. The coding region runs from base 1 to 4314 and encodes 1437 amino acids. The transcript has 11 exons. NCBI's taxonomy places the organism in Eukaryota, Fungi, Ascomycota, Sordariomycetes, Magnaporthales, Pyriculariaceae. Gene Ontology annotation, biological process: transmembrane transport.